AUUCAUAUCUUGAUGAGUUGGGUGCGAUCUCUCUUGUGGGGAUGCAAUGCAACAAAACCCCCCAAAAGUAGCGCAUUUGCACAUUACAAUGCUAUGUCUAAAGAUCAACUUGUCAAACGAGUACUUGCUCUUGAGAGUCAAAUGACACAACCCCUACCAGAUACUCAUUACCCAUAUAAACAAAAAAAUAAACCAGGGCGUCCGUUUGACAUGAAUAAAUACGGACAGAGACGAGUGGCCUUCAAGGUCGCGUACCUUGGCUGGAACUACCUUGGAUUUGCAUCUCAGAAUGACCCCAUUACCACUCCCACUGUGGAAGACGAACUCUUCAAAGCAUUCAAAGCAGCUUGUCUGAUGCAUCCCACACCUGAAAAAGCUCAAUUUUCUCGAUGUGGACGAACUGAUCGAGGUGUGAGUGGACUAGGACAAGUGAUUUCAUUAAAUGUACGGAGCACAAUGGCCAAUGGCAAGGAGAUUCCUUACCUCGAGACAAUCAAUCGACUUUUACCAGAUGAUAUCCGAGUGCUAGCCUGGGCUCCUGUCUCAGACACUUUUAAUGCUCGCUUUGAUUGUCGUUCCAGAACGUACAAAUAUUUCUUCCCAAAGCACACUUUAAAUAUUGAGCGCAUGAAAGAGACGGCAUACCAUUUUAUAGGAUCGCACGAUUUUCGCAACUUUUGUAAGCUGGAUCCUUCCAAAAACAUUACCAAUUACCACCGAACAAUUCUAUCACUAGAUAUACAACCCGUACUUGGACUAGAUACAUCUGGUGUGGGGCUAAAUACUGAGUUCUAUGAGGUCAAGUUGAAAGGGACUGCAUUCCUAUGGCACCAGGUCCGAUGCAUGAUGUCUAUCUUGUUCUUGGUAGGCCAGGGAUUAGAAUCGCCCGAGAUCGUCAAGAAACUCAUGGAUGUCGAGACUAUUCAAGCAAGGCCGGACUAUCCUAUGGCUAGUGAUCUCCCAUUACUACUGUAUGAUUGUGAAUUCGAAAAUAUUGAUUGG
Molecule: messenger RNA, 1002 nt
Organism: Phycomyces blakesleeanus NRRL 1555(-)
Lineage: Eukaryota; Fungi; Mucoromycota; Mucoromycetes; Mucorales; Phycomycetaceae
Exons: 1
Biological process (GO): tRNA pseudouridine synthesis; mRNA pseudouridine synthesis
Cellular component (GO): cytoplasm; nucleus
Molecular function (GO): RNA binding; pseudouridine synthase activity
Source: RefSeq, a predicted model, not a curated record